AUGGGAUCGCUCCACGACUCUCGCAUACAUAAAUGGUUCGCAACCUCGCCACCAGUCGCAUGGACUGUAAGACAGUUACGGGAGCUGCUGAUUGGCUCCCUCAAACAGGGACCAAUCCCCCAGCAUGUGGCAUUUGUUAUGGACGGAAACAGGCGAUUCGCACGGAACCACCACAUUGAGACUGUAGAAGGGCACAACCUGGGCUUCGAGUCCCUGGCUAGGGUACGUAAUGGCCUGGUUUCAGCUCUCUUCCAUACUAACCCCUCCAAGAUACUCGAGGUCUGCUACAAGACGGGCGUCAAGGUGGUGACCGUCUAUGCCUUUAGCAUCGAGAACUUCAAGCGCUCCAAGCACGAGGUUGAUGCGCUCAUGUCCAUGGCCAAGGUCAAGCUCGAGCAAAUCGCCGAACAUGGAGCCCUUCUUGACCGCUAUGGCGCGUCCAUCCGGGUGCUCGGCCAGCGCGAUCUCAUGAGGAAAGACGUUUUGGCGGCUGUUGACACGGCAGUCGCCAUGACUGCGCAUAACAAGAAGGCUGUGCUCAAUGUCUGCUUUCCGUAUACCUCUCGCGACGAGAUCACCACGGCGGUCAUGAAAACGGUCGAAACCUACAGCACCCCCAUCCACAACCUCCCUACACCCUCGAAGCGCACCUUCUCCGAAUCACACAUCACACAACACAUUCGUAAGCAGAUGCUUGGAGAUGACGUGGAAGCCGGUGCUGAACAGCCCGGGUCGCGGUCUAUGUCCCCCUCAUCCAAGGACGCAAGCAAUCUAACCGAAGACGAGCUGUCGUCUUCGACUUCAACGGCCAUUAACCCUUCAGAAAAGGACGAUUCAAACGAUGAGGCUGCAUUCCUGGAUCCCGAGUCCAUCUGCGCUCAGACAUUGACGGACAACAUGAUGACUGCGGAUUCGCCGCCUCUCGACUUGCUCAUUCGUACUUCUGGCGUAGAGCGGUUGAGCGAUUUCAUGCUCUGGCAGUGUCACGAGAAUACGUCCAUCGUCUUUCUGAAGUGCCUGUGGCCCGAAUUUGAUCUCUGGCAGUUCCUUCCUGUCCUGGUGGAAUGGCAAUGGCAGCAAAAGAAGCUACAAGAGGAGCAACAACGAAUUCGCGGGCGACCGAAGUCAGACUAAAGAGUGCGAAUGAAUUCGAAUGGAAUUGCGCCCGGCGAAUCAGUAAGAGCAGUUGCAGAUAACGAGUUGUGUACGCGCGUUGGACGAUACCCCGAAAUGAAGCAUAGCCAGUGAUAGCAGCCACAAUGCAGAACAUCUCAGAUCC
Messenger RNA from Parastagonospora nodorum SN15, 1279 nucleotides. RefSeq lists its product as hypothetical. The transcript is spliced from 2 exons. The record is from RefSeq and is a predicted model, not a curated record. Gene Ontology annotation, molecular function: ditrans,polycis-polyprenyl diphosphate synthase [(2E,6E)-farnesyl diphosphate specific] activity. Gene Ontology annotation, cellular component: lipid droplet; dehydrodolichyl diphosphate synthase complex; membrane. NCBI's taxonomy places the organism in Eukaryota, Fungi, Ascomycota, Dothideomycetes, Pleosporales, Phaeosphaeriaceae. Bases 1 to 1134 code for a protein of 377 amino acids.